This is a messenger RNA of Tuber aestivum (summer truffle), 1649 nucleotides long. The record is from the annotation of a GenBank genome assembly. NCBI's taxonomy places the organism in Eukaryota, Fungi, Ascomycota, Pezizomycetes, Pezizales, Tuberaceae.
AUGUGUGGAAUGCGUAGGACUGUUGUGUCGAAGGAAGCAAGGAGAAAGAGGAUAGAAGGAAAUGUUGCUAUGAACGGCCAAGAAUUCUACGCAUCACAGUCUCUUUCUCGAGAACGUGCUGCUGCCGCGCCUACACAACCUGGCAAACACCCCGAAUAUGCAACGUUCGAUGUGGACAAGCCGACGCCGGGCGAGCCAGAGGGGGAGAGGAUUUUGCUUACUUCUAGAUCUAGAACUGUUUCUCCACCCAUAACGGGCACUGGAUCGGAUGGGUCGUUUACGAGGAGCAAUACCCUGACAAGGGAACCGAGUGACAGAAGUGUGGGAUAUGGUCCGCCACCCAGAGGUGCUGGGCCUUUGUCUAGACCUAUGCCUCCAGGGCAAGUAGGUAAUCAGUACUCGAAUGGAGCAUUGCCAACAGGGGCUGGAGUUCCGCCACUGCGUGGAGGUGGGUAUGAUAGGGGGUAUGGGGGAGAUGCAUAUGGAGAGCGGGGGCUGUCACCUGCGGGAUUUAGGGGACCAACCCCACCCGGGAUGUAUCCUCAUGCGGGAGGACUGGCUCCCCCGCCAAGGAGAGGCCCUUCGCCGGGUCAAUUUGGUCACCGACCGCCUCCCGGCAAUGCUUAUGGUGGCGGAGGUCCGGGAUAUGGCAUGGGCCAACCGCAGAAUAAUGCGAUGAUGGGCCCUCCUCCCCAAGGAGGGAUGCGUGGCGGGCAAGCUUCAUACGGUGUAAUGGGGGGACCGCCCACAGGAGUGCUGAUGGGUGGAAGGGGAGGACCUGUGCCUCCGCCUGGGCCACGGCAAUAUGAUUAUCCCGAGGGUGGGAUCGUUGAUGAAAGGAUGGAGUUUGAAAAGACACUACCUAUGGCUAGUGCGGUCGGAAGUAUGAGGGGGGAUGAACGUGGAGGUGGACCGAGUGGACCAGGUGGGCCGGUGGAAUUGGACACGGAUGAACGUCCUUCGGAACCUUCUCAUACUGGAAGAUUAUCUGUGGUAAACGAACACGGGGGAUCAACCCCACAAGACGAGUAAUCCCCCUCCCCCCUUUCUUACCCCAGACUGCUUCUUCCCUACUAAAGAAAUUCUACAGAUACAUACCACCACGUCAAGCCUGGCAACAACAACGUGACAAUGCCUCUUCCGAACAACUCCGCUCCCCUCCGCCGGUUGAGCUCCCCGCGGGCUCCCCCUCCUCUUCGCAUUCGGACCACCCCCCGGCACCUCCAACCAACGUCGCAAGCUCCUACUACGAAGAUGUUGUCCCCGCUUUCGACACUACCCUUCCGCAAAAUCAUCCCCGCUCCCUAACCCCAGGGUAUCCCGCCUCCCCUUCCUCCCCUCCUCACGAUCCUCCCUCUUUUCCACCACUCCCAAUAAACUCCCAUCGCAACCCCUCUAAUCAAACAUUUGAGGAUCUGCAGGAUGGGCAGAGGUCGCCCGCAAUGAGCCUUUCCAGCGGCUUCACCAGCAUCUCACAGAGACCGCCCAAUCCGAACUGGCAGCCACCUCCCCAGCAACAGCAUCAGCAGGGGAGAAGAGGGUUGACGGCGAGCCAGGUGCUAGGCGGAAAUCCGGACUUUACGCUACCGGGGAGUGGAAGGGGUGGGCAGAGGGGUAGAGGCGGCGGGCCAGUGGGUAUGGGAAGGUAG